AUGUCUGAACCAAGGCAGCGCUCUCUGUCCACCUCUGGAGAGUCUCUGUAUCAAGUGCUUGGGCUAGAAAAAGGCUGUACCCAUGAUGACAUCAAGAAGUCCUACAGAAAAUUAGCUCUGAGGUACCACCCGGACAAGAACCCUGACAACCCAGAGACAGCAGAGAAAUUCAAGGAGCUCAACAGCGCUAAUUCCAUUCUGUCAGACAUCACCAAGAGAAACAUUUAUGACAGCUACGGCUCCCUUGGCCUUUAUGUGGCCCAGCAGUUUGGAGAGGAGAAUGUCAACACCUACUUCAUGCUGUCUACCUGGUGGGCUAAGGGUCUCUUUGCCUUGUGUGGCGUGAUAACGGGGUGCUACUGCUGCUGCUGCCUGUGCUGCUGCUGUAACUGCUGCUGUGGAAAGUUGAAGCCCAUGCACCCCGGAGAGGGAACAGACAGCUAUGUCUCCCCUGAAGACCUGGAGGAGGAGAUCCGCCACGACAAGGAGACUGAUGUGGACACUCCGGUUGUGCACCAGCCAACUAAUGCCAGUGAAAAGACACAGUUGAUUGGGGACGGCCACCGAAGUUACACCUGAACCUGGACAUCUACAAACCGUAGAGAGGCACUAGACGACAUAAACACUACACAGUCCAUUGCAAUGUGAAUGGCUGUUCCCACACUCUAACGUCAUUACAUUCUCUGUAAAUAAGUGCUUUUGGUUGUUGUUGUUUUUUCAAAUCUUGAUUUCUGUUUUCAUUGGAGGUAGUUGAUGUCGUUGUUCUCCUGCAUACUAAAUCCAUCAUCCCCUUUCACUUACCUAAACACUUUGAAGUGCAUUGGCUUCCCUUGUCACAUAGUACAAAUAGCUCAGUGUGUAAAUAUUACAGUUUGUGUAUGUAUAAAAAUAGAACAAAAGUAUUUUGUUGAAAAUAAAUGUAUGAUUUUAUCUGUCUAUACAGUCAACAUGAAAUGGUAUCUGAUGUAUUGGUACGAGUGUAUAUAUAUAGGGUAUAUUUGUUUUAAUGCUGUAGGGUGAUGACAGGUUCAGAAUCAAUGUGUGUCUGGGGCAUUGCUUACAGUAUCAGCAUAGCGUAAUGUAUUCAAGGUCACAUACUGGUAUUUGCUUUUAAAAUUAGGUGACUAAUGUUUCACAAUAGAUUAUGUUUGUCAUUGGGAUAUGGACUGGUGUCUUUUGACAUUGAUCGCAAUCAUUUCA
This is a messenger RNA of Oncorhynchus mykiss (rainbow trout), 1200 nucleotides long. Its product is annotated as dnaJ homolog subfamily C member 5-like. The record is from RefSeq and is a predicted model, not a curated record. NCBI's taxonomy places the organism in Eukaryota, Metazoa, Chordata, Actinopteri, Salmoniformes, Salmonidae.